AUGAGCAAAAUUCUGAUUUUCUUGAUUAUUCCUGCUGUUCUUUCAAGAGGUUUGGGAUUCUCCGAUUUCUCAACCACAACUCAACCUUCUCAAGAUGCUUCAAUUCUUGGUUAUCAAUUUCUGACAGCAUUCCUGAACGCAGCAAGAGCAGAAGAUUAUUCAAUUUUCGCUCAAAAUUUCACUGAAAGCGGAAUAAUAACGAAAGAAUUGUUAUUGCGAGUUUUUAGAAGUGUUCCAAAAGAUGACAGUGUUGAGGAAGUUUUUCCAAGAAACGAAGUCAAAUGUCAGUUAGAAGAUAUUGAUGGACAACAAUAUGUGGUGAUCGAGAUAACCGAGGAUCGUAAAUUAUUUGUUUUUGUUGCUCAAAUUUUGGGCGAAAAUCAAUUCGUUUUGCAAGAAAUCUUUUGGGAUUUGACAAACAAUAUUACUUCAUCUGGAUUGUUGAAAAAACUAAUUUGA
Caenorhabditis angaria is the source of this 459-nucleotide messenger RNA. NCBI's taxonomy places the organism in Eukaryota, Metazoa, Nematoda, Chromadorea, Rhabditida, Rhabditidae. The record is from the annotation of a GenBank genome assembly.